Messenger RNA from Cyphomyrmex costatus, 2349 nucleotides. Its product is annotated as S-phase kinase-associated protein 2. Lineage: Eukaryota; Metazoa; Arthropoda; Insecta; Hymenoptera; Formicidae. Gene Ontology annotation, molecular function: protein binding. Gene Ontology annotation, biological process: positive regulation of protein ubiquitination. The record is from RefSeq and is a predicted model, not a curated record.
AUGUCCGAGCAACAAACGGAUUCGUACGACUCGAGACCGGUAACGUCGAAGAAGUUAGAGAGACCGCCGUUUAAACUGUGUUUCUCGCGAAACCAGCAAAUCGGGAAAUCCGACGCUUGCAUAUCAAAAACGAACGGUACGCGAAGUUGCAAAUCAAUUGCAGCGGAUCUCGUCACGCCGAAAUUCUACUCGAGGGAACUCGAAGACGCGCAAAAUGCAGACGUAAGCGACACGCUUGAGAGACUCGCCACGGAACAAGAUAGGAAGCCGAGAAACCUAUACCAGUCGCCGUUAUUAACCAGCCACACUUAUGGUUGGUGGCACGACAAGGGGAUACAUCCGAAGGACGCGCGAUUUGACUUUCACAAGAGAACGUCCGACUUGCGCGAAGCCGCGAAGAACGUGGAAAAGGCGCGAAAUCGAGGUGCACAGUGAACGGCGCUGCUGUCGCGCGUCGCGCAUGCGUAGCGCGCGUUCCUGCCGUUUCGAUAUCUCGCCGCGUUCCCGCCUUUUGACGACCGGCCAAUGCGUCGUCUCAUCGAGCCGGCUCGGCGGGAUAAUCGCGCGCGCGCGGGAUGGAUAGCCGGAUCGCGCUGUCGAGCGAUUUGUUUUGCCAGAGCGGAGCGGUGCGGAGCGUGCCUUGGUGGGUGGAUUUUGGCCGACUCGCGGCGUUUUUCGCUAAGGAUGAGUUCGGGCAUUGCGAUCGAGCACACAAAACUGCACAAAAAGUCAGAGAAGUCCCGUUCGUCGAAAUCCCAGGAGUCCUCCGAAAGCAAACGAUUACGUUUGGACAAUGGCUGUAAUAACAAUUUAAACAACAGUCACUGUCAAAAUAGUACAAAGUGGCCAUAUUCUGGAGAUGCCAGUCUCAUUGAACCUGAAAUUCUAGAAGAUAUGGGCGUUAGCAUGUUGGAAGAUGGAGUAACAAAUUGUGAAAAUACAAAAAAACUACAAUCCGAAGAGUGUACAAUCUUAGCGGAGAAUUUAACUAGUAAUAAUAGAUCAGCAAUAGAUGAUUCUAAUAUCUUUGGAUAUCAAGAAGAGGUUUAUACAAGUUCUAGUUUAGGAAUUGCAACGUCAAACAGGGUCCAACAAGAUUCAUGUGAUACGGAUGAUUUAAUUGGAUUUGGUAGUACAGAGAAUGAAUCUGGCUAUUCUUCAAGAAUGGAAGCUGAAUACUUUGGGGAUUUAAAAGAGAGCUUUAGCAAAGAAAAGAGUAUCUCUGCCAAAAAAAAUGAGCAGUCUUGUUUAGAUCAAUUCUGUUUAUUUAGGAGAAAAAGAAGACCUUCUAUUUACGGCGAGGAUAAAUUUAAUAAAUUAUCGGACGAAAUAAUUUUAAUGAUAUUGAAAUGGUUACCCAAGAAAUGUUUGGUACGUUCUAUGCUAGUAUGCAAACGUUGGUGCCAAAUAGCUCAAGAUGAAGCAUUAUGGACUAGAUUAGAUAUGGGUAGUAAAGUUUUAAAUGAAGGCACAUUAGGGCAUAUAUUGCCACGAGGGAUACAAAUUUUAAGACUGGCACAAGCAGAAAUCGCGGAUCCUGUCUUUUGUGAAGGCAGCGAAGUUCUUAGCGAUUCAUAUAUCAGUAAAUUACAGUAUUUGGAUUUAUCUAUGGCGGUCAUAUCACCAAUGGGUUUGGCUGUCUUAUUAUCCAAGUGUAAAUAUCUGAAAAAAUUGUCGUUGGAAAAAUGUGUAGUAAAUAGAGAUUGCUGUAGAGUGAUUAAGCAAAACACUGAAUUAGAAAUUUUAAAUUUAACAAUGUGCGAGAAUAUAAACGUUGGAUGUAUUAUGGAUUUAAUGGAACUUAAAUGCUUAACUGCUCUGAAUAUAGCAUGGUGUUCUUUGGAUAACGAAUGUAUAACAUUACUUUGCAAAACAUUGCCAACGUCCAUUACACGCUUGAACUUAGCGGGUUGUAGAAAAACCAUGACUGAUGAGAACGUUAAGGACUUGUUAAGAAGGUGUCCGGAUAUUAUAGAAUUAGAUUUGAGUGAUUGCGCUAUGCUUACAAUGCAUACCGUCCAUAAUUUAUUAAACUUUUCAAAGCUUGAGCACUUAUCACUGAGCCGUUGUUACAGCAUUCCGCAAUCGGCAUAUAUUAGAUUAGCUACUAUGCCGUGUUUAUUAUAUUUAGAUGUUUUCGGUCUAAUGACGGAAUCAGUGCUUAAAUCAUUACAAGCUACUUGCCGUGAACCCGAAAUUAACAAGUACCUUUAUAGCUCUGUAGCGAGGCCAACAGUCGGUAUUCGAAGAACCAGUAUUUGGGGUCUUCGAGUUAGAGAUUAAAUUUAAUAUGUAGGCAAUUCAUCAAUUUAUAAGAGAUUUCAUCAAUAGAUCGAGGGAUGAAUUUGA